Messenger RNA from Melozone crissalis (California towhee), 1876 nucleotides. It is a transcript of the gene PLD4, whose product is annotated as phospholipase D family member 4. Bases 58 to 1605 code for a protein of 515 amino acids. The record is from RefSeq and is a predicted model, not a curated record. Gene Ontology annotation, molecular function: catalytic activity. Gene Ontology annotation, cellular component: phagocytic vesicle; trans-Golgi network membrane; endoplasmic reticulum. The transcript is spliced from 11 exons. NCBI's taxonomy places the organism in Eukaryota, Metazoa, Chordata, Aves, Passeriformes, Passerellidae. Gene Ontology annotation, biological process: phagocytosis; hematopoietic progenitor cell differentiation.
GCUGGGAGUAACAUCAGAAUUCAGGGGGGACAUCCACACAGGAGGAGACCUUCCAGGAUGAUUGUGAAAAAAGCAUUAAAAACAUCCCUGAUGUUUGAUGAGUCCUCCAACAUGAAAUUAGGCGUGAACAAUCAAAAAGACGUCAAAACGUUUCAAAUCUUGGGGGCAAUUCUGACGCUUGGUCUGGUCCUGGUGGCUUUUUACUUCCUGAGCAUGGACAGCACAGCUGAUGGUAAUGGAGAAAAAGCCGCAAUUGUCAGCAUUUACAGAAAUGUGGAGGAGGAAGGACUGUACAGGGAUCUCCCAGAGGAAGAAGGACUCUAUGGGGAUCUCCCAGGAACCACCAACAGAUGCAAUGACUCCUGCAGCUUUGAACUUGUGGAAAAUGUUCCUUAUGACUUACCCUUCGAGAUAAACAGCACUGCAGCCAAACCCUUGUACCAAGCCUGGACAAAACUGCUUGAUCUAGCCCAAGAAAAAGUGUAUGUGGCUUCUUACUAUUGGUCUCUCACUGGGAAGGAUAUUUGUGUCAAUGACUCCUCUUCCAAGCAGGGUGAAGAUAUUCUGCAGAGGUUUGAGAGGUUACUUGCACAGAAUGUCUCUUUGUAUAUUGCAGCAAGCUCACCAACUCUGGCUACAAAAUCAAGGGACCUGGAGCUUUUAGAGGAAAAAGGGGCUCAUGUGAAAAAGAUUGAUUUUGGACAUUUGACAGGAGGAGUGCUGCAUAGCAAAUUUUGGAUAGUAGACAUGAAACACAUAUAUAUUGGUAGUGCAAACAUGGACUGGAGAUCUUUAUCUCAGGUGAAGGAGUUUGGUGCUGUGAUGUAUAACUGCAGCUGCUUGGCCCAAGACCUCUGGAAAACAUUUAGUACCUACUGGGAUGUUGGAUAUCCUAAUGCUACCAUCCCAGCCCCUUGGCCUCUUAAUUACUCAACCGACAUUAACAAACAUCAUCCUCUGGAAGUCGAAUUUAAUGGAAUCUUGACAAAAACCUAUUUUUCUGCUUCCCCUCCAGCAUUUUGCCCAGAAGGUCGCACCCAUGACCUCCAUGCUAUACUCAGUAUCAUCAGUCAGGCACAGGAGUUUGUCUAUGUUUCUGUUAUGGAAUAUUUCCCUACCAGCCGUUUUAUUCAGCCAAAAAGGUACUGGCCAGCCAUUGACAAUGCCCUGAGACGUGCAGCUUUCAACCACCGAGCGCGGGUCCGGCUCCUGGUCAGCUGCUGGGCCUACACCGACCCAGCCAUGCUGCACUACCUCAGGUCCCUGCGUGCCCUCGACAACCCACACGCCCACAUCAGCGUCGACGUGAAACUCUUCAUUGUUCCUGUUCUCAAUCACACAAACAUUCCUCAUGGGAGAGUGAAUCACAACAAAUACAUGGUCACUGAUAAAGUAGCCUACAUCGGGACUUCCAAUUGGUCAGAAAAUUACUUCACUGAUACAGCUGGUGUGGGACUAAUUAUCAAACAGAAUUCAACCAACCUGCAAAGAAGGCAACAACCUGUCCAGGAACAGAUGAAAGAUCUUUUUGAGCGAGACUGGAAUUCCCAAUAUGCGGUGAAUCUGGAAGAUGUGCAGGGACAGAAAGACUGUAAAUGGGAUUAGAUCUGAAGUGAAUUGAAAUGUGCACUUAAAAUAGAAACAAAAAAAAUGUAUUUGAAUCUUGUUCACAUGCAAAUCAAGGAACUCUCUUCUUUUUGUCUUUGUCAGAGAAAUCACUUCCUCGUGGCAUCCACACUGGUGGCAUGAGAAUUUCUGAUGGUUGACUCUACCUGCAAAACCACCAGUCAGUGUGUGAUGUUUGAUUUUUUGGUGUGAUUACCUCAUUGCAGAGUUAAUGAAAUGCAUACAAUGUUGUAUGACAAGCUGUCUGACA